GGCCGUUAUCCCGCGCGUGGCGGCGGCGCGGGGAGCGGGGUUGCGCGGCGGGACCCGGCCCGGCGGUGGGCGAGGUGACCUCCUGCCCGGCCCGGCCCGGCCCGGCCCGGCCCGGCGAUAUUUUUUUUCCUGAAAAAGAAGCUGCAAUGGAGAGUGCAACAUCAGUCGCUUUCCUUGUGUCAUUUUCCAUACUACUGUGUGAAUGCUACCAUGGGUUGGAGACAGCUACUGUUGUGCAUACAUCAGAGAGAACUUUUCCAGAAAAGGCAGCUUGUGUUAAUAUUGACUUGGCAGGAUUAAUACAGAAGUUUCACCUCCAAGAACUUUUCCAUCGUUAUGGAGAAAACAACUCGCUGUCAGUUGAUGGGUUUAGAAAACUGCUCCAGAACAUAGGUAUAGACAAAAUGAAACGGAUCAAAAUAGACCAUGAUCAUGACCACGAUCAUCACCUUCAUCAUCAUGUUUCUUUGAGUAAAAACACUGAGAAGACUCUUUGUCCAAAUCAUGAAUCUGAGGCUAGCAAAGACCACAGGAGCAGUCGCUCGAAGGAGCCUCAUAAGGUAGAGAAUGUGGAACAUCAGCAGAACUUUGUACGCAGCAAGAACACGGCUAAUGAAAUCAUCACUGCUCCCACAGAUGGCCACUCUGAGUUGCAGAGUGUGCAGCCCGGGGAAGCCAAGCUGGUUGCCCGUGUAGGUCAGACCAGCUCUAAUGGCAUUAAUGCCACAGGUGGCAACAAUGCAAGCUGGCCUGUCAGCAGCAAAGCCAAUGAGUCUCGUGCUUCUCCCAAGGAAUCAGAAAGAGGAAGUUACCUGUAUUCUAAACUGAAAAAGCAAAAUACCCAGGAGUGCUCCAGUGCAUCAAAACUGAUGCAGUCUCAUGGAAUAGGCACUCAAGUAUUGUUGACUCCUACUGAGUUCAGUUACCUCUGUCCAGCUCUUAUUAAUCAGAUUGAUGGCAAAUCCUGCAUAGUCCAUGCAACUAGUGAAAAAGCUGAACAUCCUUCAGACAGUUACUCUCUGCGAAUAGCUUGGAUUGGAGGUUUUAUAUCCAUCUCUGUCAUCAGCUUUCUUUCCUUACUGGGUGUUAUAUUGGUACCUCUGAUGAAUCGUGUAUUUUUCAAAUUUCUUCUAAGUUUUCUUGUGGCAUUGGCUGUGGGAACUUUGAGUGGAGAUGCGUUCUUGCAUCUCCUUCCACAUUCUCAUGGAAACCAUCACCACGAAAAACCUCUGGUUGAACAAAAUAAAGGCUCUAUGUUCAAAAAUCUCAUUUUUCAAAGCACAGAGGAGAGUGAUUACCUGGAUUCUACAUGGAAGGGACUUACAGCACUUGGAGGCUUGUAUUUCAUGUUUCUAGUGGAGCAUUUGAUCACUUUAAUAAAGCAGUUUAAAGACAAGAAGAAAAAGAAAAAAAAUGAAGAUGAUGGAGAAAGUAAGAAGUUCUCAGCAAAUGAAGAAAAGUUAGAUGCAGACGAUCGGCCUGAGGGCUAUCUAGGGACAGACUCUCAAGAUCCAUCGCCCUUCAUUUCUCAGCAGCCAAUUGUACAAGAAGAGGAGGAAGUGAUGAUAGCUCAUUCUCAUCUAGAGGAGGUUGACAAUGAGUACACUUCCAGGGGCUGUAGAAACAAAUGUCAUUCUCACUUACACGAUACUCUAGGACAGACAGAUCAUCUUAGUCAUCAUCACCACGACUACCAUCAUAUUCUGCAUCAUCAUCAUCAUCAGAACCAUCAUCCCCACAGUCACAGUCAACGCUACUCACUUGAGGAACUGAAGGAUGCUGGGAUAGCAACUCUGGCAUGGAUGGUGAUUAUGGGAGAUGGACUACACAAUUUUAGUGAUGGCCUAGCAAUUGGAGCAGCCUUUACUGAAGGGUUAUCUAGUGGUUUAAGCACUUCUGUGGCUGUAUUUUGCCAUGAAUUACCUCAUGAGCUAGGAGAUUUUGCUGUACUUCUAAAAGCUGGUAUGACUGUCAAGCAAGCUGUGCUUUAUAAUGCUCUGUCAGCUAUGCUGGCCUACCUUGGAAUGAUGACCGGGAUCCUUAUCGGCCAUUAUGCAGACAACGUUUCAAUGUGGAUAUUUGCACUUACUGCUGGCUUGUUCAUGUAUGUGGCUCUUGUGGAUAUGGUGCCUGAAAUGCUCCACAAUGAUGCCAGUGAUCAUGGAUGUAGCCGUUGGGGGUACUUCCUGUUACAGAAUGCUGGAAUUCUCUUGGGUUUUGGGAUAAUGCUGCUUAUCUCUGUAUUCGAACAUAAGAUUGUGUUCAGCAUAAAUCUAUAAUCCUGGUUGCCAGGCAGAGCUUGGUGUUAAAUUAUAAGUGGUAGGUUAGUUUUUUUUCUACUAAAUUCCCUAAAGGAGAGGUACGUUUGGUACAGACUAGGUGUUUUUAUUGGUGUGCUUUGUUGUGUCCCUCCCUCGCUUCUCCCCCAGUUAGAAAUGAACACUAGGGUUUUUUUUCACUUAGGAUUUAGCAUUGCAUAUGGUACUGUGGAAAGUUGUACUUAGUAAAACGUGGUGAAAGUGCCAAAUCUAUUAAAGCAGUAUUGUUUGGGAAGUUAGGGUUGGUUUUUUAGUAAAUUUAUUUACUGUAUGUAAUUAUUUGUAAUUUUUUUUUUACUUCAGUGGUUUUGUUGGCUUGAAGAAAUCAAAGGGCGGUGGUUUUUAUUUUAGCACAAUCAAAACCAGUGGAUACAGAGCACUGUGAGCAGUUUAAAACAAGAAAAUGACAUGUAAUUUGUAGUAUUUGUUUCUGUUGGUAGAAACUCAAUCUCUUCUAUGUCGACCUGGUUUACAUGGAGUGGCAAAUCAGUACACUCCAUUUUUGUGGUGGUUCCACUCAGUAGCUUGUGGAUUCUUUGUGUCUUAUUCCAGUUGGUUUCUACUCCAAACAAAUUCUCAUGAAGUCCUAUUUCAAGUGUGUGCACCAAGUGUUUUACCUGUUUCAUUUCUCAAAUUGGCAACAAAAGUACAGCUAUUAGAUUGUAAAAGCAUAGUUCUAGCUCUGCUGUAUCUGCUGCAUCCAUCCCACUUAUGCUGCCUGAACUGGCAAAGAUGUU
This is a messenger RNA of Apus apus (common swift), 3055 nucleotides long. RefSeq names its product solute carrier family 39 member 6 (gene SLC39A6). Gene Ontology annotation, cellular component: membrane. NCBI's taxonomy places the organism in Eukaryota, Metazoa, Chordata, Aves, Apodiformes, Apodidae. The record is from RefSeq and is a predicted model, not a curated record. The transcript is spliced from 10 exons. Gene Ontology annotation, biological process: intracellular zinc ion homeostasis; zinc ion import across plasma membrane. Gene Ontology annotation, molecular function: zinc ion transmembrane transporter activity. Bases 147 to 2279 code for a protein of 710 amino acids.